AAAUCAGAUCAGCUGCCAAUUUUCCCCCAAAACGGUCUGUGUGCGGAAUAAAAACAACACAGAAAAUCAAUAGCAACACAAAUUCACGCCGGAAUGGCUUCACGGAUGAUUCUUUCGCCCGCACGCCGGCUGGCGAACGUGGUCAGUUCCCGGCCCAUCAGCACUCAAGUCUUGGCUACCCAAUUCGCUACCAUUAAGGAUGAAAUCACACAUACUGGCCAGUACUACGAAGCUAACGACUACCGGAAUGCACGUUUCGUGAAUGCAACCAAGGUUGUAAAUCCGAACUGGGCCAUUAAGCUGAUUGACGAAGCGCCGAUCGUCAAGUCGGAACAGCGUGUGGUAUGCUGUGACGGUGGAACCGAUCCUGCUUUAGGCCACCCCAAAGUGUACAUCAAUUUGGACAAACCCGGUGCUCAUGCUUGCGGAUAUUGUGGGCUGCGUUUUGAGAAAGUCGAUCAUCAUCACUGAGAAUCUAAGCCUAAGUAGAUGAUAACAUUCACGCACCAUGCAGAUUCGUUGAACCCUUUAGUCAAAUAAACAGGAGGAUUUAAAAACAAGCGGUUCCCUUCCAAACCAUAA
Molecule: messenger RNA, 582 nt
Organism: Anopheles funestus (African malaria mosquito)
Lineage: Eukaryota; Metazoa; Arthropoda; Insecta; Diptera; Culicidae
Gene: ND-13A
Product: NADH dehydrogenase [ubiquinone] iron-sulfur protein 6, mitochondrial
Exons: 3
Coding region: 94-471 (125 amino acids)
Biological process (GO): mitochondrial electron transport, NADH to ubiquinone
Source: RefSeq, a predicted model, not a curated record